GUGUGGGCGAUCCACUUUUGACUCUUGAGUAUAUAAAUGAUUUGUAUUUACUAUAUUUGGUUGGAUCAUAUUCCAAUCGAACGUGAAUUCGUAUUCCCAUUCCAGUUUUUGGGGGACGUUCUAGGUCUGAAUUCCUACGAAAGAGAACAUGGUGAAUUCAUUGGUUGAUCGAGCGACGAGCGAUCACCUCUCCGGUCCUGAUUGGGGAAAGAAUCUCGAGAUCUCUGAUAUUUGCAAUCGCGACGCUACGCAAGCAAAGGAAGCUAUAAAAGGCAUCAAAAAACGCCUGCAGAGCAAAAGUUCGAAAGUUCAGCUCCUUACUCUUAUACUAUUAGAUACACUUGUAAAGAACUGUGGUGAUGUUAUCCACGCGAAUGUGGUAGACAAGGAUUUGCUCUGCGAUAUGGUUAAGAUGGCAAAGAAAAAGCCUGACUUUCGUGUGAAGGAAAAGAUCUUGAUUCUAAUUGAUACAUGGCAAGAAGCUCUUGGUGGUGCAAGGGCAAAGCAUUCACAGUUCUAUGCUUCAUACCUAGAUUUACUGCGUACAGGGAUAGUGUUCCCGCAGAGAUCUGAAAAGGCUCCAUCUUUAAUUAAACCAAAUAAACAGAACGGUGAGUCUAGUUCUCCUUCAGAAGACGAAUUUCCCAUCUUGAGUUCAACAGAGAUUCAGAAUGCACGAGGUAUCAUGGAUGUGCUUGCGGAAAUGCUCAAUGUUUUAGAGCCAAAGAACAAAGAGGACCUCGGUCAGGAUGUUAUCACUGAUUUGGUGUCUCAGUGUCGCACAUAUAAGCAGAGAGUCGUGCACCUUGUAAAUUCUACUUCUGAUGAGUUAUUGUUACGACAAGGACUUGCACUUAACGAUGAAUUGCAGCGUCUUCUUGCCAAGUACGAAGCGAUUGCAUCAGGAAAUAUUCCUGUAGAGAGACCAAAGGAAAAACCUGAGAGACCAAAGGAAAAAUCUGAUAAAACUGUUGUAGUAGAAGAAGUUGAUUCUCUUUUAAUCGACACGGGUGACACCAGCAAACAUUCCCAUAGAUCAAAUAGUGAUCCAGCUCAAACUGUGGCUGCCAAUGUUACUCAGAAAACUCCUAUAAAAAUUGAUCCAAAAAUGGACCUGUUGAGUUUUGACGAUUAUACCCCUCCUAGUGAAGAAAAUUCACUGGCCAUAGUAACUGCCGGAACACCCCAACCAAACACUCCCAUGGCCAGUUCACAGAACUCCCUUGCUCUUGUUGAAAUGUUUCCUACAGGUGGCAGUGGCGGGAAUAAUCAUCAAUAUGCUUCUUCUGUCGGACAAGAAUACCCUUCAACAUCUCAAUAUCAGCAGCAGCAGCAACAACAAAGACAGAGAAAUUAUCAAUCUUGUCAAUAUGAACAACAGCCAUUUCCGAUGUUUCCUCAAUAUGAUCAGCAGCAACAGUCUUUAUACAUGCAAGGCGCUAAUAAUAACCCCGUUUGGAAUGGACAGAUUCCUCAACCGUCUUCUCCAAUGUAUGGCCAACCGUCUUCUCCCAUGUAUGGCCAACCAGCCUCUCCCGCCUAUGGUAGUCAUACGAAUUGUUCGUUCCCACCGCCACCUUGGGAAACACAAUCAAUGGACAGUGAUCAACCGCUUAGUCCACCAUAUCAUCCGACAGUUCAAGUUACACAAGUGAUCAUCACAAGCUCGCAUCCAAUGUCGAACCAAGGAAACCAACAAGUUAUAGUGACGCAAUCACAUCCGAUGCCAAAUCAAGGAUCGCCACGUGGGGCCAAUGAACACAACAUGAUGUACCCUCCUCCAACAAUGAACCUAGGUUUGCCUGCUCCACCAACAAUCCAGACGUAUUCAUCUCCUCAAAUAAUACAAACCGGGCAAACGAGUUAUGGAUAUGGGUCAGGAAAUCAAAAUCAACAACAACAAAUGUAUAGCAAUCAAGCAGCUGGUGGAUAUGGUUAUGGAUACGGGUAUGGAUAUGGACAACAGCAAAACACGCCGCUAGUGGAAAACAGAAUGUCAAGCCUCUCUAUUAAGGAUGACAGUGUCUAUAGGAGUUCUUCAUACUCGUCGCCAACUCCAUCUUACGUGACACCAAAAACCGCGAAUAUUGAGGAUAAGUUGUUUGGUGAUCUCAUUGAUCUUACGAAAUUCAAGCCAGGAAAAGCAACACACGGGAAGGCUGAGAGCAUGUAAUUAUCAUCAGCAUAAAGAUUUUAUUUUCUUUUUGUUAGGUAAUAUCAUCAUCCUUUUAAACAUCUUUAAUGCAUGUCAUCAUUAGAAAUGAUCAUAUUCUUUGUAGGAAACAUAAUAAAAAAAUAGAUGGAGAACCAAGUGUG
Messenger RNA from Impatiens glandulifera, 2316 nucleotides. RefSeq names its product TOM1-like protein 8. The record is from RefSeq and is a predicted model, not a curated record. Bases 149 to 2173 code for a protein of 674 amino acids. NCBI's taxonomy places the organism in Eukaryota, Viridiplantae, Streptophyta, Magnoliopsida, Ericales, Balsaminaceae. The transcript has 10 exons. Gene Ontology annotation, biological process: protein transport to vacuole involved in ubiquitin-dependent protein catabolic process via the multivesicular body sorting pathway. Gene Ontology annotation, molecular function: ubiquitin binding; phosphatidylinositol binding.